Messenger RNA from Magallana angulata, 5362 nucleotides. RefSeq lists its product as uncharacterized. The coding region runs from base 216 to 3014 and encodes 932 amino acids. NCBI's taxonomy places the organism in Eukaryota, Metazoa, Mollusca, Bivalvia, Ostreida, Ostreidae. The record is from RefSeq and is a predicted model, not a curated record. The transcript has 8 exons.
UUAAACUGCGUCCUUAUUACUUGUCUCCACGUGAUAUUUUUUCAUCCAGUGCAUAAAAUUGAGGUCAAACCUCAGAUUUGAGGCUGGGUAUUGACUUGAGGGAAGUAGGUGACGGCGGGGCCUGAUCGCCAUGAUUGAUUCAACUAAAGAAGCCUUUAGCGACGAUGAGAUAAUGAUGAUGAAGAUAGAUAACUGAAAAGACAACACAUACUGAAAUGGACCUAAAAUUGAUGAUGGAACCAUCCGAUUUAUCCAAAGCUGGAUAUGAAUCUGUUUGUGCGACACGUGCUUGUACGGAUGUCAUAAAAUUGUCUCUUGUAAAUGUCCUAACUCAUUAUAUUAGUCCUAAUGAAUUGUACGUGAAAAUACAAUCGUGUUUAAUGCUUAUUACUGGAAAAGACAAACUUAGUCCAGAUCAAUGGCAACGUUGUUUUCCUGACCCACCUCUUUUGCCUGACUACAAAACAUUUGAUUUUCUUUUGCUGUUCAAACUCAUAAGACAUUUGUGCCCUUCACUGAGACCAACUCAAGGACGGGGAAUUAAACCGAACCACAAGUACACACGUAUUGAUGACUACAUAGAGAGUCUCAGAUUGCUGUAUUCUCAUUUGAUUGAUAAUUCAAACCGAAUGCACGAUGGAAAGUUUGAGGAAUCUAUUAAAAGUGUACGAGAUGAAGUUCGUAGAUUUCAAAAUCUCACAAAAUACAAGAGUAACUAUAAUUAUGAAGAAGAGUUGAACAAAACUAUACCAAAGAAAUUGGGAUAUAAAUAUCCGAAAAAGGAGGAACAACUUGGAAAUAUGCAAUUCACAUUAAAUUCUUCGGAAUUUUCUGAUAAAAAAGGACAUCCAAUUGUUUUGACAAGAUGCAUAACCAAUAAUAAAAAUCGUUCUGUUACACUGAUUGGGAAAGUUUCUCCAACUGGUGAAAAUUCCAAAGUACACACUGUUUAUUGGAGUAAAAAUGGAGAAAAGAUAGACAAUAAAGUCGGAGAAAGGAAAUACUCCAAAGUGACAGUUCAAAAUCCAUCACUCACCAUCAAUAACGUCAAUCAUCAAGAUGCCGGGUCUUACCGAUUCACCGCCAUUACCUCUGCUGGGUCACAGGAGAGUGAAAUUGUUUUCGGCGAACCAGAAAUUUACAUGGAAAGACAUGAAAAUCCUGAUGGCAGGCAGUGGUUUACUGCAAAGAUCAAAUCAAUACCAGAAGCAUAUCAUGUUCAAUGGAAGGUGAAAAGGAAUGUCCAUGAAGAUUUUUCACUCAUAGAUGUCAAUCAUUCAGCAUACAAAGGGACCUCAAACUCUCUCAACAGUCCUGUUUUGGUUGUCCAAGAAAAGGACCUACUGGAAAAUCAUUUUUUUCACAUCAAAGUAGAUAAUUUUAUUGGAAGCAGUAAAAAAGAGAUAUUCGACACACCAAUACAGUAUCUCUUUUAUCAACCAGACCAGGGUUUUAAUCAUUUCCAUUAUGUUUAUAAUCUGAUAAGGAAUUGUAAAUCACGUGUUGAAAAUAUACACCUUAGCAAGGAACAGAACGUCGUCAUCAAAAUAGGGAUUGUUGGAAUUUUUCAUGAAGACAACCUGCAUCUCAUAUCAGGAGGAACAUGGAAAGAAACGUUAUCAGAAGAUCAAAAAGUAUGGGAUGUUUCUCCAGUUCUUUGCUUUCAAAACGAUCUUCCUUUGAACUCAGUAUUGAAGAUUAUAAGAAAGGUAGAUGCACGACACAGAAUAAUAAUCAAAUCCGAUACCAUUUGCAAAGAAGCAGAAAAAACAGAGGAUUCUAUUGUCAUUGUUGGUAAAAACAAACAAAAAAUUAAAGAAAAUAUUACCAUAUGUUUGGAAGAACCGUUUCAUCAGAUUUUAAAGGAAUGGUUGGAAAUUUUCAGUAAUCAAGGUUUGACUAAACUUUCAUCUGAGAUUAUUGCAGAAAUAAGGGAAAUCCGUAAACAUUUGGAUUUCGAGAAAAGUAAACUCACGACCGGAAUUUCUUGCUUGCAAGGAGGUGGCAUUGAAUUCAUUGUUCCAUAUAAUGUUAAGGAUUUCCUGUUAAGAAUGCCCUUUGUUAACUCUUUUGGAAUAUGGGGAACGUCAUCUUUCAAAGUAUUUGUCCAGAAGGAGACUGAUAAAAAUGAAAUGGAGAAAGAACUUUUAAAUAUCGACAAAUUUUUUUUUGACCAAUUUAAUCUAGAAAUAGUAAACGGAAAAUUUGUGCAGAAAAAAACAUUAAAGCAGGGGGAUCAUUUACUGUCAUGUAAACGAAAUGAUUCUGGACUGUAUAACGCAGGUACACUUGGGGGAUUUGUUAGAAAAAAUGACAACAAGAGAAAAAUAUAUGCUUUGACAUGUAAUCAUAUAUUUCCCGAGGAAAAACAACUUGCAUAUGCCAAGGACUUUGAUGGGUUUAAAGAAAUGGGAACCUGCGUGUUUACUACAAGGGAAAAAGCCUGUGACUUUGCAGCUAUUGAAUUAAAGGAUUCUUUCUUAGAUGCAUGCGAUGUGACCGUUAGGAGAGAUGACGACAAGAAAGUCAAUGCAAAAGUAUAUAAAAAAAACUUACGUAAUGUUGGUUUAGUCCAUAAAAUUGGAGCUGCAACGAAUGUAACCAGUGGACGCAUCAUAAGUUGGGAAUAUUAUGAUAAAGAAAUGGAUAGUGACUGUCGAGAAAACAUCUUCUUAGUGAAAGGUUUAAACGGACCAUUUUCUAAAGAAGGAGAUAGUGGAUCGCUUGUUUUUAGCAGACCUAAUUCUGUCAUACAAAACUACGUUAAUGUGUUGGGAAUGGUCUACGCCCAAAACAUCACGAUAGAUUACGAUGAUGACGAUAAUGAGGAUCAACACGGUACAUCUGCUGCUUGUAAUAUCGCCGACAAUAUAUCUGUUUGUUACCGUAUACACACAGCGCUUGAACUAUUUAAAAAGAGUCAAGGUGAGGGAUUCGAUGUCAAAUUUCAAGACGAUUUGUCAGUAACAUUGUCUUCAUCAUUACAGUCGUUACGUUCUGAUGAUUCAAUCUAAAUUUUGAAGUGAUUUUAAGAUGACUUGUUUCUUCAUAACUUCUUGAUUCUAGAGCAUAUGUAACGAGCAAAUUGUUACAUGUAUGUGAUCUUUAUUGGUAACCUGUUUUCUUUUGUUAUUUAAAUAUAACAAUGUUUUUGCAUUCCUCACUGUCUCUGAACAUUAUACAUUGGUCCUGUAGGCUACAGUCUACACUUUACUGUUUCCGUCACAUUUUGACUAAUUUAAACAGAUAUCACACAUACCGAUACGAGGAGAAAUUUGGAACAGAGUAUAAUGACAAUAUUUGCCAAGACUCUAAACAUACUGUUACUUGUAUUUACCAGACGAAUUUUGUGAAACUACGGGAAUUAGUAUUUUUUUUUAAAUUCUAAUUUAAACACGUGUGCUUAAUGUAGCAUACAUAAAAUAAAAAUGAGAAUAAGAACCUCAAGCUCGAACAAUGUCAUGGACUACGUCUAUUCUUUAUUUAGCGAAAUUGGUUUUUUUUCACUUUAUAAAUUUUAUUUUGGUAUAUUUGUUUUUGAUGUUGGGAUAUUAAAAAAACGAACGAACAAUUUUUUCUAAACAUUGAGCGAAAUUUUUUAAAGAUCCUCUACACCCCCCCCCCCCCCUAAAAUAUGGAACAACCAUUUCAACAUGGUUCCAGUUUUAACCAAUGUAUUGUCUAGAGUCCGCCUCAAUGUUUUUGAAAAAUACUCAAAAGAUUUUUUUUGUCCGUUCUUUUUUUUAAUAUCUCUACAUUGAAAUAAAUAUACCAAAACAAAUUUUUAAAGUAAAAAAAAAAAAAAUUCGGAUUUUUACACCUGUCAUUCGACUCUCACAAAAACAACUGCUUCCUGCUUCCUAUUAAAUAAUGUAUUUGUAAGGGAAAACCUAGAAACAAUUCGUGGGCAAAAGAUUUACGUUUGCACACCUAAGAAAGAUCUGGUACAUGGAUUCAUUUAAAAAAACAUAUUAUCACAGAUUACAAAGCUCAUCGAUUCAAGGCAUCACCUUUAUGAGAACUCAUUGAUCAUACAUGUAACACAUAACGUAUAGGAUAAUCAUGGUAUCCUCUUAUAUCAAAAUAUUAGAUAUUGUAGCAUGGUUUGGCACAAUAUUCUAUAAUAUCAUCAAAUAUUGUAUUAUGGAGAUUAUGUAUUUGUUACUUGUAAAUGUCUUAUGCAUGAUUUUUUAGUAAUUGUUCAUUAUAUAAUCAGACAUUACUAUUUUUGUUUGACAUGUAUGUUUUUACAUUUUUUUUUUACCUUUAAAAAGUUUUACCAAAUUUUGAGUCAAGAUUUUUUUUCGCAACAUAAUGUGGUGUUUGUAUUCAUUUAUCAUUUACGAUUUGGGUAAUUAACUAUAUGCAGGGUAAAUCGAUAUCAUAUGCAAUGGCAUUCCGUGCAUGCACGGGUCAAAGUCUAGUACUAUAUAAUAUCAUAUCAUAUGAUAUUGUAUUCCAUGAAAUUGUACCUUAUGAUAUUGUAUCGUAUGAAUUGAUACUGUGUUUUAUCAUUCGAUAAAAUGUCAUGAAACAAUAUCAUAUAACCAGGCUUGGGGCGAAUUACAUUGUAAAGUAAUGCAUUACAUUACCAUUACUUCAUGAAUUUGGGCAUUAAAUUACCAUUACCAUUACUUGAUUUUCUUGAAGUAAUGCAUUACAUUACCAUUACAUGAGUAAAGUAAUGCAUUACCAUUACCAUUACUUUGUUUUAAAAAAGUAAAGCUAAUAAAGAGUUUUUGCAAAUGUUUCAAAUAUAAAACACUCUUUAACAUAUCUACAGGUUCAUGCUCAGUAUCAGGUUCAAAUUCAAUGACUAUACAAGAGUCAUUCUUUAUUUGUUCAAUAUAUAAUCAUCUUGUGGCAUUAUGAACAACAUAUUACAUAAGUAAAAUGAUAUUUAUAGACAUUUGGCAUGAUACAAUGUAGGAUACGAAAUAGAGACACAGAAAUACAUGCAUAACAAAAAACAAUUUAUGGAAUAAGGUUGCUGUUAUCAAAAGCUAAAUAGAUAUAUUUCCCCAGAUUACACAAAUCUUUAUAAUUUUGAACACUUAAUUGUAUUAAUUCAUAAACAGAUGGUUUUUUCAAGUUAUAUUUCUUUAGAUACUGUAUUUGAAUCGUAUUUCUUUCUACUGAGGACACUUUAAAAUAAAAGAUUGCUGUUGCACUUUAUGAUCAAAGUUUCAAAGGGUUCAUCUUUUAACUGCAUCCUGUUAGUUUGAAAAUCUUCCCAGCUAUACUAAAUAAAUGUUUUACAGAAGCAGUCGAAGCUUGGACUGAAAAGUACUGUUUGACGAUCUUUAUCUUAGGAUAUAUUAAGUGCAAUAAUAGAAAAAAUACAUGAAUCUUGCAUUUUCUA